CUUGACCUCGGAAAGACAUUGAGGAAGUUUAAUGCUGAAUACAACAGAACAAGGAAAGGUAAAUUCUCUACGCCUAGUACACAAACGUCCCUAUUUUACUCUGUGCGGUUUUAUCAACAGACCAUUCAAGCCAUCAGUAUGCAAAGAAUGCCCACAUCAUGGCUGACAGCGGAAUGUUUGAAAGCGUUGCAAACCUUUCUUUGGUAUUAAUGGGAGAUUUCUUAUACAUACACAAAACAUUGGAAUCAGAGGCAUAGGAAAGUGGAGGAGAUUUACCAUGUGCUACCAUGGAUUAAGCAGUGCACAGCAAAGGAACACGAACGAAAUGCUUCAAGAAGAUAUUUCACUUCGGGUUCGGGAAAUGUGGCUUGAGCAUGUUAACUGAGGAGAUUUACCAUGUGCUACCAUGGAUUAAGCAGUGCACAGCAAAGGAACACGAACGAAAUGCUUCAAGAAGAUAUUUCACUUCGGGUUCGGGAAAUGUGGCUUGAGCAUGUUAACUGAGGAGAUUUACCAUGUGCUACCAUGGAUUUAGCAGUGAACAGCAAAGGAACACGAACGAAAUGCUUCAAGAAGAUAUUUCACUUCGGGUUCGGGAAAUGUGGCUUGAGCAUGUUAACUGAGGAGAUUUACCAUGUGCUACCAUGGAUUUAGCAGUGAACAGCAAAGGAACACGAACGAAAUGCUUCAAGAAGAUAUUUCACUUCGGGUUCGGGAAAUGUGGCUUGAGCAGAACGUCAUGUCAUACUGCACGUUCGACAGUCCUCACCCUUAUCACAUUUAGGCGGCAUUCAGAACUUUCCUGCAGAUGACACGCAAGAAAAAGAUCGUGAAACCAAAUGCUCAUUCAGCGGAGAACGGACUGACGCCAUUCAAAGAUCAGACACGACAUGUAGUAAAAAAUAAGAGCAUACACCGUGUGUUCAAAACAUUACUUCUCCUCUGCAUUAUCUUCAUCUGCCUACUUGGUACAAGCAUGUUCCCCCUAACAGUAAAAUAUUACUUGCCAUCUCCACUCACCGGAAGUUGCCCGAGUGUCAUGUCGGAGAUGACAAAGGGGGCAUGGAUUACCCGCCCUUUGGCUCAAAACGAGUCUAAACAAAUCCACGACUUUCUAAUCGUAGCUCGAUCUCACUAUGGGGUCUCCGCUAGCAUGGAACGACCGGACAAGCGAUGUGGGGAUGUUGGGUUUGACGGACUUAAAAGUCACCCUGCGCUCAAGUUUCGAGCAUUGUGUGAUCCGCUCGGAAAGAUCCCAUGCUGUUACAACAAUCAGUGUGUUGCUCGAAGUGAAGAAGAUUGCUCCUGUCCAACAUGUUUUGAUAUGAGGCAGCAGAUUCAUACUGAAUAUGCAACAUGGAAGCCUCGAGACGACCGGUGUCCGGUCAAAACCCUCGCAGCCUCGUCAUCCUGCGAACUCCUGUCUGGAUCUGAGUUAUAUUUCAUGGGUGACUCCUAUUUGCGACAGAUGUAUACAAUGAUUGUGAUGCAUUUGACAAACAACUAUGAGGACUCGACUAUCCGACCGAAUGAAUCAUCACGAAAACGGAAGAUGUACAAAGGGCUGUUCCAGUUUCUUAACUACGGCCUGACGACGAACAAACGAGUGUGUGAAGGUCGCACUCUCUUAAAACACAUAGAAGUGAAUUUACCAAGUCACGCAGGGACUGUAUUGCCUUUAAUUAACAGCCUGCGUUCUAGGAACAGGUCUAUCAUUUUAUUAGGUCAAGGUAUUCAUGGUGGGUAUAAUAAAGAAGACGCAUGGGAACAUCUUCUGAAACCAAUUGCAAAGAUCUAUAAUCAAACCAAGCAGGAAUGGCCGAAGUUUGUGUGGGUGAGUCCACAUGCUCAUGGGUUACUGAAGAUUCCAAGAACCUAUGACCAAAGUGACGAGAAACUGCGGCUGUAUAACGAAUACAUCAAUAAUAGACUGAGAGAGUUAAAUGUUGAAGUGUUUGACACAUUUCCUUUUACGAACGGUGUGAUGGCGUAUGACGGCGCGCACUAUGGAAUCGGGGUGAACAUGCUGAAGAUACAGAUUGUGUAUAACUAUAUUGAAGAACUUCUCAAGAAGGGAGCGUGGUAAAUGGUGGCGCGCACUAUGGAAUCGGAGUGAACAUGCUGGAGAUACAGAUUGUGUAUAACUCUACAGAGGAACUUCACAUGACAGAAGGAGGGGGUAUGACUUGCAUAUCUAGGGCGAGCUUAAAGGUAGGGGUGAUGGAGGGGGUAUGACUGGCAUAUCUAGGGCGAGCUUAAAGGUAGGGGUGGUGGAGGUGGUAUGACUGGCAUAUCUUGGGUUAUCUUAAAGGAUUAGCUGUUUUAUGGACAUGACGUCAGAGUUGGUACGGUUAGGCUAGUAAUCAGCUGUUAUUAGAGGUGGAAUGCUUGCAGUAAUUCCCAUUCAUUGUGACGAUGUGGUAUAGCCGACCACAGCUGCAACAAAGAAUAUUUUGGUGCUGGUCAUUUACGUCAAGCUUCCAAGAUGGGCUUGGCAGGUAAUCAUGGAUGAUGAGUGAUCCUCACAUGAAAGAUAUACACACUCUUCGGGUUCGAUUCCCGAUAUGGGUACAAUGUGUGAAGCCCAUUUCUGGUGCCCGCCGCCGUGAUAUUGCUGGAAUAGUGCUAUAAGCGGCGUAAAACCAUACUCACUUACUCACUCACUCACUCACUCUUGUCCCAUGAUGUAAACAGUCUAACAAGCUACUGGAAAAUUCUUCACGGUGCCCUCGACAGUCUAGCGGCACCAGAACAUUACAGAAUAUUCUGCAUGAGUCCACGGUAUACCAGAAGUUUACAUAUCACACUACCAUCUAAAUAUAAUAACUUCCUGACGACUGCUUACAUUAAAUAGUACUGACGACAAAUACAAUGCAAUGAGCGUCUACCGAAUCUUAACAGAAACGGGGGCACGGGUAGCCCAGUCGUCUAAGG
Molecule: messenger RNA, 2934 nt
Organism: Haliotis rufescens (red abalone)
Lineage: Eukaryota; Metazoa; Mollusca; Gastropoda; Lepetellida; Haliotidae
Exons: 3
Coding region: 809-2086 (425 amino acids)
Source: RefSeq, a predicted model, not a curated record